AUGGAACCGUCUCCCACCGCCCUCGAGGGCGGCGACGAGGAGCCCAAUAUACCGCACUGGCGUAUCGUGCAUGACCCGAUCCUCUUGACGCGGGCCGUUGUCAGUCACGACUGGACGGGCUCUGGGACGGAGGAAGACCCCUACUAUAUCGGCUUCAUCCCCAACGACCAGCGCAAUCCGCUCAACUUCGGUCUCGGCAUCAGGUGGAUGAUCGCCGGCCUCAACGCCCUCGCCACGCUCGCCAUGACCUUCUCCUCAUCCGCCUACACAGGCUCCAUCUCCGACAUCUCCCAGCGCCUCUCGGUCGGUUCGGAAACAGCCUUCCUCGGCGUCUCCCUCUUCGUGCUCGGCUUCGCCCUAGGACCGCUCCUCUGGGCGCCGCUCAGUGAGUCUUUCGGUCGCCGCGUAGUCUUUACAGCCUCUUACGGUGCCUUUGUCGCUUUCAACCUUAUCGCCACCGUGGCUCCCAACAUGCCCCUCCUGGCCACGAGCCGCCUCCUCGCCGGCGCCUUCGGGUCCUCGGCCCUCGUUCUGUCCGGCAGCAUCGUGGUGGACCUUUUCUCACCCGCCGACCGCGGCCGCGUCAGCGCCGUCUUCUCCGCCGCGCCUUUCCUAGGACCUGUCCUUGGCCCCAUCGCAGGCGGGUUCCUGGGCGAGGCGGCUGGCUGGGCAGGCGUCGGCACCAUGAUCACAGCUGUCACGGGUCUGGUCUGGCUGCUGUAUUACUUUCUUGUGCCGGAGACGUACGCCCCGGUGCUGCUCCGACUGCGGGCGGCGGCGCUCACACGCGACAACCAGCACGGGACUGUGUUCCGCGCACAGAUGGACCGAGUUCGAGCCGGCAGCGGUAAGGGAGGGAAGUCCAUAGGCGCUGUGCUGCGGAUGGCGAUGACGAGGCCGUGGGCGCUGUUGUUCUCCGAGAUCAUCGUCAUCGUCCUCUCGACGUACAUGGCCGUUAUCUUCGGGGCCAUGUACAUGAUGUUCGCGGCCUUCCCCAUUGUGUUCCAGCAGGGCUAUGGCCUCCGGCAAGGCGUGGCCGGGCUCGCGUUCCUCGGCAUCGCGGCGGGCAUGGUCGCGGCGCUCGUCUUCAUGCUCUUCCAGAACCGAGCCUAUGUACGAGAGGCCAAAGCCUCGCCAACCGGACGCCUCGCACCGGAGAUGCGGCUGCGGCCAGCGCGGUUCGGGGCCAUCAUGGCGCCACUGGGCCUGCUCUUAUUUGCCCUGACCAACUCGCCCGAGUUCCACGUCGUAAUUCCCGUCGCCGGGACGGCGCCAUUUGGGUUCGGCAUGGUGGUCAUCUUCCUCAGCCUGCUGAACUACAUUGUCGACACUUACACAGUCUACGCCGGGUCGGCUAUUGCGGCUAGCACAAUGCUCCGGUCUCUCUUCGGGGCCGUCUUCCCCCUGUUCACAAAAAUCAUGUUUGAGCGCCUGGGCGUGCACUACGGCGCCGGCGUCCCGGCGGCGCUGGCGCUACUGUGCGUGCCCUGUCCAUUCGUGAUGUGCCGGUACGGGAAGGGCAUCCGAGAGCGGGCGAGAUUCGCGCAGGAGGCGAGAGAGAUCGCAUUACGCAUGGCCGGUGAGAUUCAGUGCUAUGGCCGAUACUGCCUCGGAUGCGAUGAAGAUAAUCUGUUCCACUGCCGGAAUAAGGCGCUGUACCAUAAGAAGGAGUCGGGGGAUAUUUAG
Molecule: messenger RNA, 1686 nt
Organism: Ilyonectria robusta
Lineage: Eukaryota; Fungi; Ascomycota; Sordariomycetes; Hypocreales; Nectriaceae
Product: synaptic vesicle transporter
Exons: 2
Coding region: 1-1686 (561 amino acids)
Biological process (GO): transmembrane transport
Molecular function (GO): transmembrane transporter activity
Source: RefSeq, a predicted model, not a curated record